Messenger RNA from Ambispora gerdemannii, 491 nucleotides. Lineage: Eukaryota; Fungi; Glomeromycota; Glomeromycetes; Archaeosporales; Ambisporaceae. The record is from the annotation of a GenBank genome assembly.
UUCUGCUCGCUUAUCGUCAGCAACUAAAUAAUGAAGAAGUUAGCCAAUACCUAGCACUAUUACCAACUAUUGGUGGAAAACCAACCAACCCAAUAAUCAAAAUCAGUCAACUCAGUCGUCGGCUAAUAACCAAAAUCAACAGUCUACUGAAGCUAAGCAACGAACUAUCCAGUCUCCUGACCAUUAUCGGUCAAUUACUCCCGUUAGCCCCCUUGGCUUUUGAACAGUUUACCGGUCAAAAAGUUCCCCAUAUGAGUGGCACCAUGGCCGAGAUGCAAAUGGCUUUAAUUAGUAUUCAAACUAAUUUGCAAGUAAUCGCUAAUAAUCAACAAGCCUUAAGUCAACGACUAAUUGCUUUAGAACAAAAUGCCACUAAUCAGCUAACUAACUUAACCAACCAAUUUAAAUCACUGCGACUAACCCACACUAAAGAACAGAAACAGAUUGAAUAUACCCCAACCAAAUUAGAAAAUACCGAAGAAAGUUAUUAA